ACGGGGAGCGGAGAUGGAGGUGGGAGGGGCCAGGCGCGGCUGACGUCAGCAGCUGUGUGGAGGAGUAUAGGCUGUGCUGUCAGCCCAGUGUCAGUCUGAUGAAGAUUGGCAUGCAGAAUCUGUAUCGAGAGUUGGAUAGAGGGCAACGGAGCAUAGAGCAACCCUGAAAGCUGCUUGUUGCUGUGGGGAAAGUCAACUUCUAAGUGUGAAGCUAUCCCAUGAUGCAACAUGCGUCUCCAGCACCUGCAGUGACAAUGAUGGCCACCCAGAGCGUUCCUCCACCAUCGUACCCGGAGAGCCAACAGAUGACGGGCACCACUCAGCAAAACCCCAAGACCCCACAGGUCCAUAUCCCAGCAGCCUCUGCAACAGGAAAUACCUCUGUCAGCGUGACCCUUGACCCCCAGGCCCAGCUUGAGUCUGACAAGAGGGCCGUUUACAGACAUCCACUAUUCCCCCUGCUGGCGUUGUUGUUUGAGAAAUGCGAGCAGGCCACACAGGGAUCUGAAUGCAUCACGUCAGCCAGCUUUGAUGUGGACAUAGAGAACUUUGUGCAUCAGCAGGAGAGAGAACAUAAGCCCUUCUUCAGUGAGGAUCCAGAGCUGGACAACUUGAUGGUAAAGGCAAUUCAAGUGUUGCGAAUCCACCUUUUAGAAUUAGAGAAGGUCAAUGAGCUCUGUAAAGAUUUCUGCAACCGUUACAUCACCUGCCUCAAAACCAAGAUGCACAGUGACAACCUCCUCCGCAACGACCUGGGAGGACCUUAUUCCCCGUCUCAUACAAGUCUCAACAUGCAGCAGGAACUAAUUCAGACCUCCUCUCCAUCCAUGACCUCUGUCUCCAGCUCUGUUAAUCCUUCAGGGAUAUUGGUGCCCGCUGGGGGUCUGCAACAGGGCAAUGUUGCCAUGACUACCAUCAACUCUCAAGUGGUAUCGGGUGGGACCCUGUACCAGCCGGUUGCCAUGGUGACAUCGCAAGGGCAAGUGUUAACGCAGGCGCUGCCAACAGGAACUAUCCAGAUCCAGAACUCACAGGUCAACUUGGACCUGUCGUCCCUGUUGGACAGCGAAGACAAGAAGUCCAAGAAUAAGAGGGGGGUCCUGCCAAAACACGCAACAAACAUCAUGCGCUCCUGGCUCUUUCAACAUCUCAUGCACCCAUACCCAACAGAAGAUGAGAAAAGGCAGAUCGCAGCACAAACUAAUCUAACGCUUUUACAAGUGAACAACUGGUUCAUCAAUGCUCGCCGGCGUAUCCUUCAACCAAUGUUGGACGCCAGUAACCCGGACCCGGCUCCUAAAGCCAAGAAAAUGAAGUCCCAGCACCGUCCGACACAGCGAUUCUGGCCCGACUCCAUUGUGGCUGGAGUACUGCAGACGCACAGAUCAGGAAACAACUCAGACAACCCGCUGAGUAUGGACAGCCUUCAGUCACUGUCUUCGGACUCGGCCACCCUGGCCAUGCAACAGGCCAUGCUAGGAGCCGACGACUCCAUGGACGGCACUGAGGAGGAGGAGGAGGAGGAGGAAGAGGAAGAUGAGGAGGAGGAGGGGAUGGAGGAGGAAAAUGACAGAGGGAGGCUAAUAUCUGGCAGGGGGGUAGGAAGAGAAGGGAGAGAUCUGUGCAUGGAGCACAAGGAGGAACUUGGCAUUUUGGCCCUGUUUCUUAUCACUGGGCAGGAGUUCAAAAUGUCAAUCGCCCAGGCGGCGGCCAAGGCCAUACUAUCUGAUGCCCUGCUGCAGGGCAGCCCAGGGCUAACCCAGAUCAGCCACCUGGAGCUGGAGCUUCCUUUAGACAAGGUCAUCAAGUAUGUGUCCGUCGGCCUUCCCCUGAUGUUGGUGACCAUGGCCUUUGCUCGUGAGAUCUCCCUGGGCCCACAGAUCAGCUGCUUUCCUCCCAGCAACUUCUCCAUCAAGCAGGCCAGCUACAUCGACACAUACUGCUGGGACUCUCUCAUGCAUCAUGAGUUUGACAGCAAUGGGAACUUUGAGGAGCGCUCGCUCUGGGUACACAAAAUGUUCCCUUACUCUCUUCUGGCCAUGGCGGUGUUGAUGUACCUCCCAGCUCUAAUAUGGCGCCAGCUUGUCAUGCCCACGCUGGGUUCCGACCUGCUCUUCAUAAUUGACGAACUGGAUAAGUCGUACAACCGCUCAAUCCGAAUGGCCCAGAGCAUUCUCGACAUGCGGCAGAACACUAAGAACCCCCUCACAUUUCAGGCUGAACUGCAGAGGGCCAGGAAGAAGAAAUACUUUGAGUACCCUCUUCUUGAGAGAUACAUGCAGUGCAAGCAAAACUCAUAUUUCCUCGUCAGCAUGCUUUUCUUGCGGGGCUUCCUCCUCCUGACCUUCAUGACAGCUGCCUGUCUCUACCUGGCCUACUUCCAUCUGUCUGCCUUCCUGCAGGACGAGUUUAGCUGCUUUGUCCGCACCGGCAUGCUGCGUGAUCAGAAUUGGGUUCCUGAACUGGUUCAGUGCAAAAUGAUUGGCCAGUUGGUUUUUCAGGUGAUAAGUGUGGCAAACGGUGCAAUCUACGUCCUGUUGGCUCCUAUUGUCCUCUUCAGCUUGAUUCGUCUCUUUGUCUGGGACACCACCUUUUUCUCUGUUUACGAGGUCCUCCCAGCACUCAACAUCAUCCAUCACCGUAGACUCGGCUGCCCAUUGAAUGACCUCAAUGUCCUCUUGCUCUUCCUCCAUGCCAACGUAGCUCACCUGAUGUCCUAUGGGAAGGUGAGGGCACUGUGCUCAUUAGCGCCCCCACAGGUUGGCAAUGCUACCGCAGCACAGGGAUUGAGUGCGAUGCUUACCCAAGAGGAAAUGGAAGAGCGUGAGGAGGCUGCGAUGGAGCUGUCAGAGGAAGUGGAGGAGGCCAAGGAGGAGGGAAAGCUCAACUUAGUGGAUAUCAUGACUAUUCUUGGAGCGGCGCAGGGAAGAGUGGUAAACUGCAGCGAGAAGAGGCCAUUGGUGGAGGAGAAUUUGAGUCUUGGUACUGUAACACUCAUCUACUCACUAAAACGCUUUCUGCUUGUAGCUAUUUUUACCUACAUAAUCUGGGAUGUACAGAAAAUGAUUUAGCGAUCAUCAAACUACAGAUACCAUCUUUGAUAAUAAAUAGAAAGUGCUUUGUAUUCAAGAUAACAUAAGCAGUUCUCUCUG
Pungitius pungitius (ninespine stickleback) is the source of this 3152-nucleotide messenger RNA. RefSeq names its product pbx/knotted 1 homeobox 2 (gene pknox2). Gene Ontology annotation, cellular component: plasma membrane. Bases 219 to 3071 code for a protein of 950 amino acids. Lineage: Eukaryota; Metazoa; Chordata; Actinopteri; Perciformes; Gasterosteidae. The record is from RefSeq and is a predicted model, not a curated record. The transcript has 17 exons. Gene Ontology annotation, molecular function: wide pore channel activity; DNA binding. Gene Ontology annotation, biological process: regulation of DNA-templated transcription; monoatomic cation transport; positive regulation of interleukin-1 production.